Microplitis mediator is the source of this 3377-nucleotide messenger RNA. RefSeq names its product protein halfway-like. The record is from RefSeq and is a predicted model, not a curated record. NCBI's taxonomy places the organism in Eukaryota, Metazoa, Arthropoda, Insecta, Hymenoptera, Braconidae. The transcript has 7 exons. Gene Ontology annotation, molecular function: protein binding. The coding region runs from base 871 to 2385 and encodes 504 amino acids.
CUCUGCUUGGCUCUCCGCUCUGCUCUUCAACUUUUAAUUUCACAAUUAACUUAAUCAUCAGUCACACAACUCCGUCUUUGUUCUUUUCUACAAAUUUUUAUAACAAAAUUAAUAAAAUAAUUUUUAAAAAACAGUUACCAUUUAAAAUUAGUGUGCAAAAUUUUAUUUGAAAUUGACUUUUUAAAAAACUGGUUUGUGUUUAAAAAGAAAAAUUUAGCAGAUUUAAAUUUAAAUUAAAUUAAAUUAUACUUUUUUUUUUAAUUAGACAAUACGAAAAAGGGGGUAAUAAAGACGAGAUAAAGAUGGCGAGAUAUAGUUGGAGAAACAAUGAAAAUAAUUAUUAUUAAUUGAAGUGAGGGCAAUCUGAGUGACCCAAGUGCUGUGUCCACUUAAACGAAUUAAUUAGUUUAUGUCACGUUAUUUUUUUUAAAUAAUCAUCAUCAUACAAAUAUACUUACUUAUAUAUAUCCAUAUAUGUAUAUAUAUAGAUAAUAAAAUUUUUAUUUACUCAUAAUUUAAAUUUUAAAAUUCAUUUUCUGGAUGGUAAUAAAGUACACAUUUUACAAAGCAUACAAGUACAUAUAUGUGGUAAUUUUAAAAUAUAUAUAGAUAUAUAUGUGUAAAGCAUGAUUAUAUAUGUUAUUACAGUGACUAGUUUGUGGUUAAAUUAUUUACCGAGGUGUGUGUGUACAUGAUAAAAAGUUUACUAAAAUAGUCGUAAUUAAAUGUAUGACCUUCGUGCCUAACAGUAUGAUUAAUUAAUUAAUUAAUUAAUUAAUUAAUAAUAUGAGUAUAUAUAUAAAUAUUUAUAUAAAUUUAAUAGACAAAUGGAUUUUUAAAUAAUAAUGCAAAGUACUGAAACAAUUAACAAUGAAGAUGCAUUUACUGAGUUUGUUUAUUGGUAUCUAUGGAGGAGUUGCAUUCACAAGUGCACGAACUGAAGAAGAUCAGGCAUCAUCACCUGCAGCAAACACUGAGAUAAGACUCGGUAUUCCACCGCCUGAGAGAUGUUUUUAUCAAGAUGCCUCUGAGUGCCCUAAGAUUGAAAAUGCUGAUGAUUGUCCUUGUAAAAGAAUACCGAUAUUGUCGGCUAGUAAUAAUGAGGAAUAUGCUGUCUUUUGUUGCAAUUUAAAUGCUAAAACUUUUGAAACUGGACUUGCUUGUGCUAAUUUCCCGGCUAAUGUAUCAUAUAUUCAUAUAAGAAACGCAACUUUAGAGGCUUUUAAUGUAAGUGAGGUCAAAUGGAGAAGACUCAAAUCACUGGCGAUCACUGACGGUAAAAUAAAUCGUAUCAAAGGUCAAUUUCUUAUGAUGACACCGACCCACUGUUUAAAUCUUUCAAAUAAUGCUCUUACGGAGAUUGAAAAUAAUUCUUUUACAAGAUUAGCUCAAUUAACGAGUUUAGAUUUAUCUUAUAAUAAUAUGACGCAUCUGCCUGCAUUAAAUAUUAUGAAUGGUCGAGAAUUUUGGCUUGACAUUUCCGGAACUAAUACACUUUGGUGUCAUGAUGUCUCGCAAUAUAUCAACAAGACAGGAGAUAAACAGAUAAUAUUUAAUCGUGAAAAUGAGACUGUUUGCUCUGCUAGUAAAACUUGGAUAUGGUUCAAUGCUACUGAGCAAGUUCCACUUGAACAAGUCAGAUCAUUGAGUUUGCUCCAAACGGAGUGUCCAAAAGGAGAAACUUGGCAGUGCCAAUGUAGUUUUAAUCGACUCAAUAUUGUACAAGGAGAAAAACCAGUGAUGGCUGUUACGGUUGAUUGUAGUGGCAAUCAAUUGACUAAAUUACCUGAACGUCUUCCGCCGAGCACAAUUGCUCUUAAUGUGUCUUUUAAUAAUAUAACAACACUUGAUGAGAUCAGUACAAAUCCAUGGUAUCAAGAUCUUCAAAACUUUUGGGCUGAUUAUAAUAAUAUAACGUCCAUUAAUAAAAUAGAAGGAUCAAAAUUUUCGGAUAAUUUUGAAAUGUUAAGUCUACGUUAUAAUAAAAUUAAAUCAGUACCGACAUAUAUUUUAGUCCCUAAUGUUUAUAACAGAAAUCAUCUGAGCCACCGAUACGUUAAACUCGGUGGUAAUAAACUACUUUGCAAUUGUAAUACAGCAAAAUAUUUAAAAGCUUGGCUACAAACGAAUAUACUUGAUCCUGAUGAAGUUCUGUGUGAAAAUGUUAAGGAAAAAGUCGUUGAUUUAGAACCGUCCAAGAUGUGUGUUCAUCCUGGUGACUGGACAGACUAUAUAUAUUAUUUAAUAGCAUUUGAGACAUUGAUGUUGAUAAGUCUCAUUGCUAAAGUAUCUUAUGACUAUUGGAUUUUUAAAACAGCAGGAUAUUUACCUUGGCCGGCAAAUAAAAUGCCAAAAUUACCUUGCGAUUGGCUGUGCGAGGCAUAGAUUAAUUAUAUACAUAUAGAUUUAUUUAUACAUAAAAUUAAUUAUAUAAUAUUUUUUAAAUAAUUUACUAACAAUUGUUACAUUAAUAGUAUAUUGUGUGACGAGGGAUGAAACAAAAUAAUUUCAGACCAGGGUGAAGUUUGCCGACACCCGCAGUCUGGAAUCCUGUUUCAUUUCGAGUUACACACUAGAUUUUUUAUGAUUACCUGUAUUGAAACAAAGUUUCAGUCAGCAGCCAGUCAGAAACAAGUUAAUUAAAGACCAAUGGUGUCAUCAACUAUUAAAUUGUCAUUUGCAAUUUAUAAUUAAGCAGAAACUAUAAAUACUAUUUAUUAUUGACACUAAUUUUUAUAAAACUUAAUCACAGAACUGUCAUUUAUGUAACGAAAAUUAAUGGUCUGAAAUUACUAUUAAACAAAUGACAAGAAUCAGAGUUUAAAUAGCAUGAGUAAAAAAACUGUUAGUAGAGUUGAGGCUGAGUAAAGUUAUGAGUGAGUAGAGUUGUAGCUACUUCCCUUGUGUAGAGAUGUUGUGAUUAGAAUUGUAACACUGCCUUAAUAUCUUCUGUGGUGUGUAUGCGAUUUUUCACCAGAUCUGUGCCCAAAAGUUUAAAUUUUUGCAACUGAUUCUGAAAAGAAUGGCGCAUGCGCUUAUACACGUGGGUUCGAAUCUCCUACUUUACUUCCUGGGUGUGUAAUAUACUAAUAUUUCUUCCCAAGGGUCAAAACAAGUUUGUUUCUGCCCGCUGACUGAAGGCAUUCGCAAUUGAUGCGUUUCCUGAAGACACUGAAACUUUAAGUUUCGAUGCUGGUGUCAUGAAAAAGAAUUUUAUAAUUAUUAACCAUUUUGAUAAUCAAAUAAGUGAUAUUUUUAAAAUAAAUAUAUGUAUAACUUUUAGCAGGAUAUUUUUAUACACUAUGAUAUUAAUCGUUAAUUACUGAUUGUAUAAUUUUUGUUAUUAACUAUUUUUACAUAAAAAACAAAUCAAUUAA